GUAGCGUCCGUGUAUUAAUUGAAUUGCCUGCAGGAGAAGUGUCCCGGCCACUCAUCACAAUCUGUGCCCUGACUUUUAAAAGCUUUUUACUUAUUUUCUCCCGUCAUUAUUCAGUCAUUAUUUUUCUUUGUGUAGUGUUAAAAAAAAUGAAUCCGCCCUGUGGAAGAUGCAAAAAGCCAGUUUACCCAACAGAAAAAAUCAACUGCCUUGAUAAGUAUUGGCACAAAGGAUGUUUCAGCUGCGAGGUGUGCAAGAUGGCCCUGAGCAUGAACAACUACAAGGGAUUUGAGAAGAAACCUUACUGCAGUAUGCAUUACCCCAAAACCUCCUUCACUAUUGUGACCGACACCCCCGAGAAUCUGCGUCUGAAGCAACAGACCAUGCUCAAUAGUCAGGCCCUUUACAAGGAGGACUUUGAGAAGAACAAGGGCAGAGGGUUCAGCGUGGUGGUCGACACUCCGGAGAUGCAGCGGUUGAAGAAGACGCAAGACCAGAUCAGUAACAUAAAGUACCAUGAAGAUUUUGAGAAGAGUAAAAUUCGAAGUGACGCACCUCCUCCUGAGAACAGACAAGAUCAACCAUCCCCACCUGAAACUCUCAGGCAGCCAGCUGAACAUUUGCGCCCUGCUGCUGUAGCCCCAUCUAGUGGAGGGAAGCGAUACCAGGCUCUGUACAGCUACGCAGCAGCAGAAGCGGAUGAAGUCUCUUUGCUGGAGGGAGAUCUGAUCCUAGACGUGGAGCCAAUAGACGAGGGAUGGAUGUUCGGUUGUAACCAGCGUACGGGGCAGCGAGGCAUGCUCCCUGCCAACUAUGUACGGCCCGUGUAAAGCAGACAACACACCUCCAGUGGCACGUAUCUGCUUUCACCACUCAAUCAGGCCUCUUCUCGAAAUCAACAAAAAAAAGGGUAUUGAAAUGCUACUUUCUGCCCAUUUCUUGGCUUUUAUCAGCAGUAAUAGUUAUAGGUUCUUCAAGUUGAGCUUUUACUGUAGAGAGGAACAAAGUGGAGUCGCAAGGAUUUUAAAUAUGUAAAUGAGACCCACAAAAGAGGAAGUAGAAACAGAAGAACAAUAUAUAUGUAAAAUAUAUGAAAAUAUGACAGAUUUUCCUUCCAUCUCAGGAAAUACUUACUUUUUAAUGCCCCUCAGACAUACAGUGCAGUAAUCUGUAAUAACCCAUUUGUAACAUCUGCCACAGUUCACUUCAUUAAUGCUUAUUGAAAAAGAGAAACUUUGGUAUAUGAUUUAAAACUUUUUUAAAACCGUUAGGUUGAAUAAAAACAUGUGCAUUUGUGAUUGAAGACUAAAAAUUGUUUUGGGUCAUUCCUGCUUUUGUCUGACAAAAAUGCACCCUUAUUGGAUUCUACUUUACCUUUCAGUGUGUAAAUAAACACCAGAAUAAAAUACAUAUAUAGCAAUCUCUUUAUUCAGAAACACUUUGAACAUAAAUCAUAACAUGAAGUAAAAUGUUACCCAAUUAAACUUUAAAAAAAUAAGGCAAAGACUUUAUUUACAAAUUAGAUUUCCCUAAGUUAAAACAAUUAAACCAGCACCAUGUUUUUUUUAAAUACAGUACAUAAAUCAUUAUUGACAAAAAAACUGAGUAGCUUUGUAAAAACAGUUAUUAAUCUGUAAGACAGGGUGUCAAGCUGGAGAAAAAUGCCACUCUCUUGUCCACUUUGGUCUUCAGUUUUGGUGGCAGCCAGUUAAGUUGCCUCACAAACAGCUGUGGGUUUUUCCCAACAAAGUCUUCACACAAUCUGUAGAGAUGGGUGAAAAAGAAAAGGUUAAUAAAAUAGGAUUUUUAUGGGCAAAAAUAAAGUAUUUUCUUUCUCCUUGA
Molecule: messenger RNA, 1839 nt
Organism: Solea senegalensis (Senegalese sole)
Lineage: Eukaryota; Metazoa; Chordata; Actinopteri; Pleuronectiformes; Soleidae
Product: LIM and SH3 domain protein 1-like
Exons: 7
Coding region: 147-827 (226 amino acids)
Cellular component (GO): focal adhesion
Molecular function (GO): actin filament binding
Source: RefSeq, a predicted model, not a curated record